AUGGCGAUAGGAGAGUCGAGAACAGAGCUAUUACAUUGGCUCAAUAGCACAUUAGACCUCCUGUAUGGGAAAGUUGAGAAUUGUGGGACGGGAGCAGCGUACUGUCAGCUAAUGGACUCAAUAGUGGGAGGCAUUCCGAUGACAAAGGUCAAAUUUAAUGCCCAGACAGAAUACGAUUACAUACACAAUUUCAAGAUAUUACAGGCUAGCUUCACCAAGCACAAGGUAAAUAAGACCAUAGAUGUCGAGCGGUUGGUCAAAUGCCGGUUACAGGACAACCUCUUGCUAUUACAGUGGUUCAAGAAGUUCUGGCAUGAGAACAAGGAUGUAAAUGGGGUGUAUGACGCGGCCUCUAAACGGAAAGUGAGUGGACUGUACUCCAAUGGCAGCGGAUUCAGCGUGACUCCACAAGAACGGUCGAGGACGUCGUCAGAGUCGUCGCUUGGGUCGCGUCGUACGACGUUGCCUAGCAGAGUGCCAUCGACGGGCCGUACGUCCAUCACGCCAAACACCCCCACCAACACCACAAACAAACUUGCGCAAUUGAACAAGGAGUUGGCCGACACGACCCACGAACUUUCCACGGUCAACGAGGAGCUUCUGGAGUACAAGAUCCUGGCCGAAAGCCUUGAAACAGAGCGAAACUUUUACUUCAACAAAUUACGAGAAAUCGAAAUUCUCACCGAGAACUUGAAACACCUCGACGAGUCCGAAUUUAGCAAAUUAUCUGUUAAUGAGUUCAUAGAAAAGGUCCAGUCGAUCCUUUACUCCACCGAGGAAGGGUUUCAGUCGAGUAAUGAUCAGGUAGAUAUUGAUGGAGAAUCCUUUUAA
This is a messenger RNA of Debaryomyces hansenii CBS767, 831 nucleotides long. Its product is annotated as microtubule-binding protein. Gene Ontology annotation, molecular function: microtubule plus-end binding. Bases 1 to 831 code for a protein of 276 amino acids. The record is from RefSeq and is a predicted model, not a curated record. Gene Ontology annotation, biological process: protein localization to microtubule plus-end; regulation of microtubule polymerization or depolymerization; spindle assembly. NCBI's taxonomy places the organism in Eukaryota, Fungi, Ascomycota, Pichiomycetes, Serinales, Debaryomycetaceae. The transcript has a single exon. Gene Ontology annotation, cellular component: microtubule organizing center; cytoplasmic microtubule; microtubule plus-end.